UUAGACAAGCAAUAAAAAACCAAUAAUUAUUAGAUGUGUUGCUACCAUCGUAUUCCUAUAGUUGCAAUGUAACAAAUAUUCAUAGUAUUCCUAACUCUUUUGAAUGAUUGGCAUUCAUGUUGUUUUUCAUUGAUGAAGGCAACACUGAUUAGAUUAUUUGGGAAGUUGACUUACAUAGACUUCACUACCGUACUUUGUCAUGGCCAAUGUAAACACAUACUGUAGUAUUGUAAAUUCAACUACAAAGAAAGAAGGAAAAACAGUCAUAAUUGCUUAUGACGGAAGUGACUAUGCCAAGUACGCAAUGAAAUUUUAUGCUGAUUCGUGCUAUACGCCAACAGAUCAAAUAAUAGUUGUUUACUGUGUCGAACUAAGUGAUAUUGUAGCUACAGAGAAAACUAUAAAUGGUUUAAAUGAAUCCUGUGCAAAUUUCUCGAUUGAUCAUGAGGUUUUAAAGCAAUUAAUUGAUCAGGAAAUUGAAAGAAUAAAAACCAGAUUAAUUGAAUUUGCUGUUUACAUGAGAGAAAUAAAGUUAAAUGGUAUAGUGAAAAGCACUCAAGCAAGUUCUCCUGGUGAAGGUGUGUUGAAUUUAUCCAGAGAAUUAAAUGCAGACAUGAUAGUAACCGGAUGUAGAGGUCAUAGUAAAUUACGGAGAACAUUUCUUGGAAGUGUCAGUGGUUUCAUACUACAUCACUCGCACAUACCCGUCAUGGUCAUUCCACAUCAUAAGGAAAGCCAUCAUCAUAAACAUUAGUAUUUAUUAUUACGUGUUUGUUACAUUAUGCUGAUCACGAUACAGCUGGAAAAAAAACUCUGUUUAGUUCCGUUAGUUCAUUAACAAACACUUUUGAGGAUAGAAGUUUCAUUGGCAAUCACUCUAUUUCUGUUUUUACGUACAGAUAAGGAUACAAAUGUGUGUAUAUGUGUGUAUGUAUAAGUGUGAGUGUUUAGGUUUGGUUGAUUAAAAUUAAUGCAUUUUCUCAAUGUACACCAGUUUCUUCUUUGUGUUGAAUUUAUCGUUUUAAGUUUAGUUUAUACAGUUAACAUAUAGUGACAUCUAGAUUUCGACAUUCAAUUAUUCUACCUCUUAAUACAAUACCUCAAUACCUACAUAUAUUAUACUGGAGUGAAAUAUCCCGGCUGUUUGUGUAGUUUGAAUGGUUAUCUUAAUAUUCCAUAUCCCCUGAGAACAAGAACGGAAAUCCUAAUGGUAAUAAAUGUUGAAAUCAUAACAAUCCAGUAUAAUAUAAUUUUUAUUUGGGCUUCACAGGGGAUCAAGGCUCAUAUUCCAUGUCAAUGCUCUUUAUCCCCUGUGAAAAUCUCGAAAAACAUGUUACAUUAAUUUUAUAUAAAAAAUGUAUAUAUAUAUCUAAAAAUAAAUGAAAAUUGUUUA
Mytilus californianus (California mussel) is the source of this 1393-nucleotide messenger RNA. RefSeq names its product universal stress protein Sll1388-like. The record is from RefSeq and is a predicted model, not a curated record. Lineage: Eukaryota; Metazoa; Mollusca; Bivalvia; Mytilida; Mytilidae. The transcript has 5 exons. The coding region runs from base 200 to 754 and encodes 184 amino acids.